Messenger RNA from Rotaria socialis, 678 nucleotides. Lineage: Eukaryota; Metazoa; Rotifera; Eurotatoria; Philodinida; Philodinidae. The record is from the annotation of a GenBank genome assembly.
AUGGUUCAACAUCAGGAUCGGCUUCAAGCUCAACAACCGUCUCAGAUAACAAUAGCAAGCCCUCCUUCUUCAGUAAUCCUAGUUUUACUCUCGCUCCUAAUUGAAGUGAGCAGAACUUAUCUAAACAAACCAGUGAAUAUGAGAUUAAAAUCGUUUAUAGUACGAUUAAAAAUUGAUUUUAAUUUUAUAUUUAGCGUUUGUCUUAAUAUGGGACCAAAUGCUUUUUUUAACAUGUUGUUAAGUAAUUUAUGUCUUAUUGCACUAGCUUCAUAUGUUUUCUUUUCAGUUACUUUACCAAUGGAAUGUUAUAGCUAUACAACUCUUACUGAAUCAUAUCGUAAUUAUCUGACUUUUUCUGGCUGUUGUUCGACUCCGUAUGAUUCAGUCUCAUAUAUUCCGUCCGGUUGGUAUCGUAUUUCAGGAGCCGCAGGCACACAACUGUUGACAACUCCUGUCUCUAGCAUAGAUAUUUGUGGUGCUCCAUAUGGUGGUUAUUUCAAUGGAACAUUACCGACCACAGCUGGUGCGUCAGUAACAGGAACCUUUUGCUUUUAUACAGGAAGUCCAUGUAGUUUUUCCGUAGCACCCAUAACAGCCAUCAAUUGCAAUGGUUAUUAUGUUUUUUACUUAAUAUCACUUAGUGUUGGUUCAAAAUACAGAUACUGCUCAACAAGUUAA